Messenger RNA from Synchiropus splendidus (mandarinfish), 8455 nucleotides. Its product is annotated as membrane-associated guanylate kinase, WW and PDZ domain-containing protein 3. Gene Ontology annotation, molecular function: protein binding. The record is from RefSeq and is a predicted model, not a curated record. Bases 379 to 4887 code for a protein of 1502 amino acids. The transcript is spliced from 21 exons. Gene Ontology annotation, cellular component: cytoplasm. NCBI's taxonomy places the organism in Eukaryota, Metazoa, Chordata, Actinopteri, Syngnathiformes, Callionymidae. Gene Ontology annotation, biological process: signal transduction.
UGGCGGCACAGGUGUGUUCAAACCUGCUCCUGGCGAACACUCGCCGAUGACAGCCGUGUCUGUCACCGUGGGCUGAAACCUCGUGGACCCUUCUGCCUUAUGCAGGUAUGACGGAUUUCUCUUCGUGAGUGGACCACUGUUGUUGUGUGACAACUUGACGGAACCAGACAGCGAACGAGCUCGUGACGCGCGAGGACCUUCCGGAUCUACCGUGGGAUGACGGAGCUCGGCUGCGCAUCCACGGGUGGAAGUCUGUCUCGCCAGGGAGAUGAAACCCUCUGUGGGUCCGGAGAGUCACUCAGCUGGGUCUAUUAGGCCUCGAUAUUAAGAACCAGAACCAGAACCAGACGCCCCAGUUUCGAUAGGUCCGGAGCAAACAUGUCCAGGACGCUGAAGAAGAAGAAGCACUGGUCCGGGAAGGUGGUGGAGUGCGCCGUGUCGUGGGGAAACCUCGGGGACUUCGGCUCCGUGGUGGAGGUCCUGGGGGGAGCGGAGGUGGGGCAGUUCCCACAUCUGGGCCAGAUGAAACUGGACCUGCUGGUGUGCCAUGUCGGGAAACUGCCCUACUAUGGGGACGUGCUGCUGGAAGUGAACGGAACCCCCGUGAGUGGACUAACCAACCGAGAUACGCUGGCUGUCAUCCGCCACUUCCGAGAGCCCAUCCGCCUGAAGACCGUCAAACCAGGUAAAGUAUUGAACACCGACCUGCGCCACUACCUCAGUCUGCAGUUCCAGAAGGGCUCACUGGACCACAAGCUCCAGCAGAUCAUACGGGACAACCUCUACCUUCGCACCAUCCCCUGCACCACGCGGCUUCCACGAGAUGGUGAGGUUCCUGGUGUGGACUAUAACUUCAUCAGUAUUGGUGACUUCCGGAUCCUGGAAGAGAGCGGACUGCUGCUGGAGAGCGGGACGUACGAUGGUAACUUCUAUGGGACGCCGAAACCGCCGGCAGAGCCUAACCUGGUGCAGCCGGACCUAGUGGAUCAAGUGCUGUUCGACGAAGACUUCAGCGGCGAGGUCCCCAGGAAACGCACCACCUCCGUCAGUAAGAUGGACCGGAAGGACAGCGCAGUGCCGGAGGAGGAGGAAGAUGAUGAGCGGCCGCCACUUGUCAACGGUUUACCUGAACACAAAACAGGGGCAGACUGGAGGAAAGCGGUGCCAAGCUACACCCAGUCCAGCAGCACCAUGGACUUCCGCACUUGGAGCUCACUCCCUCGUGAUGACAGCCUGGAGCCACUGCCCCUCAAUUGGGAGAUGGCCUACACGGAGACCGGCAUGGUCUACUUCAUUGAUCACAAUACCAAGACGACGACGUGGUUGGACCCGCGCUUGGCCCGGAAGGCAAAGCCGCCGGAGAAAUGUGAGGAUGGAGAAUUACCAUACGGCUGGGAAGAAAUCGACGACCCCCAGUACGGCACAUACUACGUGGACCACAUCAACCAGAAAACCCAGUUUGAGAACCCAGUGCUGGAAGCAAAAAAGAGACUCAACCAGGAAACUGCUGCCAUUCAGCAAGCUGCUGCCGCAUCUUCUCAAGGUAAAAGUGCUGCGUUUGGCUUCACUGCAGACCCAAACCAGCUGAAGGGUGAGAUGUACCACACGGCACUGAAGAAGAGCUCACAGGGAUUCGGCUUCACCAUCAUCGGAGGAGAUCGCACAGAUGAAUUCUUGCAAGUGAAGAAUGUGUUGAGCGACGGACCUGCCGCCCAAGACAACAAGAUGGCGUCAGGUGACGUGAUCGUGGAGAUUAAUGGGAUGUGUGUGCUCGGGAAGACCCACCCUCAAGUGGUGCAGAUGUUCCAGUCUAUUCCCAUUAACCAGUAUGUGGAUAUGGUUCUAUGCAGAGGCUAUCCGCUCCCGCCAGAUGUGGAUCUGGACAGCGACGAUCCCCUCCCUCCUCCUCCCCUCCCGCCUGCGACGCAGGGCCAGCCCCCUCUGCACGGUGGUGAGGUGGUAACUGCUGUGCCCCUUAUUAAUGGGCAGCCGCUGCUUGUCAAAGGGGACGUCCUGCAUGGAUCUUCACAGGAGCUUCAUUACGUCACAACAGACGCCAACGGACGGCCAGUGGUCGCUGCCAUGCCCAACGGACGGCAGGGUGACCGCGUGGACGUGGCCACUGGGAUGUUGCAGCCAGAGCUUGUGAGCGUCCCGCUCGUCAAAGGGCCUGGUGGAUUUGGGUUCGCCAUCGCUGACUGCCCGCUGGGCCAAAAGGUGAAGAUGAUCCUGGAUGCCCAGUGGUGCCACGGCCUUCAGAAAGGAGACGUCAUCAAAGAGAUCAACAGACAGAAUGUCCAAGCGCUGAGUCAUGCCCAAGUGGUGGACAUCCUUAAGGAUCUACCAGUGGGCAGUGAGGUCAAUGUGCUGGUGCUGCGCGGAGGUCAAACAUCCCCAGUGAAGAGUCUGAAGCCUCGACAGGAAAUGACAGCCAGCACGGAGACUUUGGAUGGAAUUGCUGACUCUGCAAUUCAGGCCCUUCCCUACCAUUCAAACACGAGCACCCUGAGGUCUGUGGAGUCCCCAAAGCGGGACGCCACCGAGCUGUACCUGAAGUCUAAAGCGCUGUUAGAGAGCAGACAGCCUCACACCAAGGACAUAGACGUUUUUCUUAAACGGGACAUCGAGACUGGAUUUGGCUUCAGGGUCCUGGGAGGAGAAGGUCCACAGCAGCCGAAUGUCUUCCCGCAGGUCUACAUCGGGGCAAUUGUUCCCAACGGGGCAGCAGAGAAAGACGGACGUCUGAGAGCGGGAGACGAGCUCAUUGGUAUCGACGGAGUCAUGGUCAAGGGUCGUUCACACAAGCAGGUUCUGGACCUGAUGACCAAUGCGGCCCGUAACGGUCAAGUCAUGCUGACUGUGCGAAGGAAGGUCAUCUACAGAGAUAUGAUGGAAGACGAGGCUCUGGAUAUGACGCCAGUGCUGGUUAAUGGCUCUCCAAAACUACCUCGCCUCCCGAUGCCGAGCGCUCUGGACCAUGAGUCUUUUGAUAUUACGCUCCACCGCAAGGACAGCGAGGGCUUCGGCUUCGUCAUCCUGACUUCAAAAAGCAAACCCCCACAUGGAGUAAUUCCUCACAAAAUCGGACGCAUCAUCGAGGGCAGCCCCACUGACCGCUGCGGACUGCUGCACGUCGGCGAUCGCAUUUCUGCGGUCAAUGGACGCUCCAUCAUAGAGCUCUCUCACAAUGACAUUGUUCAGCUGAUCAAGGAGGCGGGCAAUGUUGUCACUCUCACCGUGGUUCCUGAGGAUGAAUACAAGGGCCCACCUUCUGGAGCCAGCUCGGCCAAACAAAGUCCAGCGCUUCAACACAGAGUGAUUGGACAAAGGUCCGCUCUGCAAGAUGAACGCUACAACCUGGACCUGGAGGACAGGAGGGAUGGAUCCACCUGGUCUGACCACAAAACACUGUCACUGGAGCAGCAGGGCACUCUGUGUGUGACUGGACCCAACCAGGGCUGUCUGACAGUGGAGUUAGACAGAAGUCCCCGGGGCUUUGGCUUUAGUCUGCGAGGGGGAACCGAGUACAACAUGGGUCUGUACAUCCUGAGACUGGCUGAGGACGGACCCGCCCAGCUGGAUGGAAGGAUCCAUGUUGGUGAUGAGAUUGUGGAAAUUAACGGCGAGCCAGCACGUGGGAUCUCUCACACACGUGCGAUAGAGCUGAUCCAGGCCGGCGGAAACAAGGUGGUUCUGCUGUUGAGACCUGGCGCUGGUCUUGCUCAGGAUAGUGGUCAACAUGAUCAAAAACUCAUUUCACCCAUGAGCUAUCCUGGAGAGGUGUUUUUCUCUGACACGUCGCCCAUGUCCUCUCCAUAUCCUACCGGGGCUUCAACCUUCACCUCCUCCCCCUUCUCCAGCAAACUGAAACACUCACACGGCUGGAACUCCAUGUCCCCACAAGGCCAAUGGCCCAGGAGCAGCAGGGGUUUAAGCUCAGUGCAGGGGAGUGCUGAGUGGAGAGACAAGGAAGCUGAAAGGGUCUCUCCAGCUACCCUCGAUCAUGUCUCCUUCUACAAAAGGAUCAGGCCGAUUAAAGACACUAGAGAGCUAAGCAGCCCAAAGAAAACUGUGGAGGCAUUCCCUGAAGCCAAAGAGCAAAAACACAGUUCCCAAAAGGUUGUGAGACAGGCGUCGGAAGCAACUCUGAGCAGGAAUGGGACGCCUCAGACGAAAACUCUGACCAGUAGAAAGUCUUCUCACAGCAGUGGACAUCAUGUGGCUUCUACCCUUAAGCCUGUUGAGCAUCAGGGAGAACCUAAAGGCCAACAAUCAGAGUCAAACAGUAAGGAGAGCCUGGAUUAUCAGAGGACAAAGAGCAAUGGUUCCGGGAUCAACAUAGGCACAAACGCUAUAAGGACAAGGCCUGGACAUGGCAAGGACACAGGGCGAAGUGAGUCGAAAGGUCUGGGCAAAGACUCAGGCCAACGAGAGCCAAACAGCAAGUACAAUGCUGCUGAGGACAGGACUACAAGCAGAGAGAGUUUGUCAUCUUUUCAAAAUGUGUUUCAUAAAAGAGGGUCAGUGGUUUCCCCCAAAAAGUCAGGGGAAAACGGUUUUCUCCUCUCUAAAAACGGUCUCAGUAAGGAUGACCUGAGGGGAGAUGCAAAGAGCAAACGCAAGCCCACAGAAGACCGGAAUACAAACCAGGGAAGUUUGCUAUCUUUGAAAGACAUGUCACAUGAAAGAGGGUCAAUUGUGUCCCCGAGAGAAACCAUGGACACUUUCCUCUUCUCUAAAGAACACAGAGAUGACUUUAAGGCAUCUAUGAACAGCUUUCCAGGACCCAGGCAGAGCCCAAAGGGACCUAUUAGCCCCGGCGAUUGGAAAGUGCCCAGCUCAGCCAGGAUCCUCUCGGAGGAAGAGGUCUUUCGUGACCCUUUGUGAUACAAUAUCAAAUGGCCUGAGGUGUGCCAUGGUGUAUUUAACAGUCGGCAGAUCGUUCUCUUAGUUCUUCCAUGAAAGCGCAACACAGUGCCAGUUUCUAACCUUUCAGAAAGGUUUUCGACAAGGUCCUUGGCCUGGGAGUUCUGUGAAAGUACCUGUAGCAGCUGCCCUCCGCCUUCUUCGCUGCUUGUGGGACUUCAGCAUGCCUUGCUCGAGGCCUUCUUUGCCAGACAUUUUCAAAUGUGAAUACGUGCCAAUCUCCAGAGCCUCCUGUUGAUCAGCUCACCCAUUACAAUGCAAUGACCCAUAUGCAAAGAAGACCAGAAGGGCCUCUGCCUUUCACCUGUAGUUUACACCACCCGUGACCAUCGUCCCACUCUUUUGAUUUGCUCUCAAGUCAUCGUUGGGGAGCGUGACAUUUUUAUACAGUUUGCUCAAGUGCAUGCAGCGGAUCUAAUUUCUUUAUUUGCACGUGUUUGACACCUCACAGAUUUAAACCAUUGUCUCUCGGUUUCGAGCAACAGUGACUUUACAGAGGACUGUCGACUGUUCAGCAGUUGUAGACAUGAUUCGCCUCCAUACCCACCGUUCAAAAGACCAGAAACUUGUGGUUUGAGAUCUUGUUUACCAUGUGUAUGGUAAGAAAAAACGUGUAAUUUAUAAAGGUGAUAUAUGUAUAUGUAGCUGUAAAAGCCAUUCCACACUUUUGAUAGACUUCAAAGUUCUAUUCCAUGUUAUUGCGCCCCCCUCCGUGGUAGGAGUUCCCACCGAUCUUUGUAGUGUAGGUGAUGUGCAAACCGCUUUACCAAAUGUUUGCCAAAUUGCUCAAAACGUGUCUCAUAGUGAUGAAAUACUCGAUAUAAGUACAUAUAUUUGAAUGUGUCCUGGUUUUGCAUAUUAAGAAUAUCUAUUGAAUUCCACUGCACUGCAUUUGCCCUUGUAGCAUAAAAAAUGACCAUGAGUUAAUGUGCGAUGUUAUAUGGCUACCAAUGCGUUUCCAGUUUUAUUUCUGUUGUUCUUCUCAUUAAUUUUAAACACUGUUUAAGACCCAGGUGGCAUUUUGUAAAAAAAAAAAAAUGCUGUGCAGGUUUUGAGUCUUGUCCCUGGUGCACUGGAGACUACUUUUAAUUUAGUGUUCAUCACAAUCCUGCUUUAUGUGUCUGGGGGAGUCAUAAUGGGGGAAAAAAUUACAAUAUAUAUAUUAUAGUGUACCAUCGGUGGUUUGGUGAGAUGCUGCUGUAGGAAAGCAGGUACGCAGAUUCAGCCCACAUUUAACCCAUAAGAACCAAGGUGUGCUAAAGCUGUCAUGCACCACUUUGUUUAUGAGCACUGGCACAUUCAACAAAGGAGAGAUUGGGAGUGCUGAGUCAAGCUAUUUGGAUGUGAGAUUCAGAUGCACAUGUAUCGAUCUGGUGUUCCUCUUGUGUUCCCAAGCGAAACCUUAAUUCUAACGGGGAUGUCAGUGGAGCACCAUUCACCAUGUAGCGUCCCCCUGAAUGUGUGUUUUGAUGAGGUCCUUUAGAGUUGGCAGACUGAGAUCGUUUUAUCUCUUCAAACGGGUGAAGUGCGGAUUGCUGUUGUGAGGUCUGUGUGCGACCUAUUGUGCCAUUUUUCCCCACUCACUAUGGAGGACCCUCAGGGUUCUGCCUACUUUGGUAUUGAAAGAACUGAUGUAGUUACUUGAUCUACUUGGAGUUUUGAUUGGUUUCUAACUGGACCUAUCUCUUAUGCAGAGAGCCGUCAUAGAAACUGGACUGAAGUUGUUUAACUCUACGAGUCCUGGUCAAAUUAUAGAUAUCAAUGAGGUCCACAGAUGCAGUAAGUGAGGACCUGAAGAGGAUGGAUGUGACCAGGGAUGGUUUGCAACAGUGACUGGUGGUGGAGGAGGGUGGGUGACUGGCCGUGGCUGGCUUAGAUGGCAAAGCUUUAUUAUACACUCUGCCAGGUUCUUGUGGGUUAAUGUGCUAAUAUUUUCCAAAACAGAAUAGCUUUAGUCAACUUCAAAUAAAGCCAAAAUAUGUACCUUGAUUUGCAAAUCUACUGUAUAUCUGACAAAAAAAAAAAAAAAAUGUCACAAAAGUGAGUACAAAAAAACUACUGAGAAAUCAAAUGGCCCUUUUUAAUGUCAUUCCUUAAUAACAAAUUCCAAGUGUAUGUAGUUGAUAAUAGAUAUGUGAGGCCAAGCACGUGAACUUCAAUAUCAGAUUGGAACACAGUAGUGUAUCAAUAAAGACAUGUUGAUUUAUUUUUAUUUGCUCACUGGUAGAGUCAACCUGAGCAUGGAAAACAUACAUUUAUUUGUGACUGUGACCAAAGACACUUUCUAAACGUUGACUUCAGGUCCUUCUGAGCAGAAGCAAUGACUCCCGGUCUGUGUGAUGCAAUAACAGUUUUCCAACUUUGUGUUGGAACAUGUGAAUAAAAUAACUCUUGCUACAGGUAUCGGUGUACCGGUUGGUCAAUACGCAUUUUAAUCCAGUCAAAAAAAAAGUCUCACCUGUGUCCUGCAUGGAACACACAUGAAUUCAUAUCAAAACCCACUGACACAUUUAAGAAUAUCAUUGCAUGUUUUAUUUAUAUGUUUCAGUAAAAACACGAGAACGAAGAACUAGGAUGUAAUUGUAUUGCUUAGGAAUUGUGUCAACAUAGAAGGAUAGUUUACACUUUAUUAAUCAAAAUAACAUUUCAAGAUUUAUUGAUAUAAAAAAUGUUGUUGUUUUUUUGUUUGUUUAAUAAUUUGUUUUGCAUUACAGAACCAAAAACACAAAGUCGUAGCAAAACUUACUUUGUUGUAGCAUAUUUUUUUUUACCUCCAUGGCCUUAAUUUAGGAGUAAAACACCUUUCCAGAGACUCAUUUCUAGUGAGGUAAAUUUCCUGGGGAUUUGGAGAUACAAUUCUUAAGGCAUUUUUUUCAAUUGGGCUCCCCAGAAGGUGAACAUCUGGCAGCAUUCUGUGUACCUGCUUUUGAAACUGACGUUGGUUGGAGAUUGUGAAGAUCUCAGGGAAAACCGUUUUGUAGCAAAUGUGUGAUUAGUGGUCAGAGCGGCAGUGACGGGGCUCAGGUCUGAGGUUUUGACUGUGAUUGUAUAGCUGGGGAUUUCAGGGUUAUAAUCUCGACUAAAGAUGCGCUGUGAGCCUGGUGGGUUUCUGUGCAAUAGCUGGUUGGUUGAACAAGUACAUCCAACCCCCGACCAUCAGGUCCUGGCGGUUCACUCUGGUCCACAACCAGAACAGUAUGUUUUCAGUCUGUCUCCUGCACUGUAUUAUUUAUUUUUUUUUGACUGUUUUCUAUCUAUUUUUCAGUUUUCAUACUGUGGCCUUGCAUUGCUUCAUUAGAACAAAUCAAUCCUCGUGGUAUCUUUUUUCAUUCUAUAGAAGUAGAUGUAAAUGUUUGUACAUUGUACAGCACCUUUAUAAAUACUUGCUGAGCGCUCUUUCAUGGGGAGAGGGGGAAAAAAGAGGUAUAUGAAAAUUGCUCCAUUAUUUUUUUAUGUACAAUAGGGAAAAUAUUUAAAAAUGGAUUGACAAUAAUAGGCUACGACCUUGACAUGAUGUUCCGUUCAUGCA